CUGCUUUUUCAAAUUCAAAUAUUAAUUCUGCAUGGAGAGGGAGUGGGCUAACGUAGGUCGUGGCCAUACUGGGAUGGUGAGGUAAGCGAGCACUUAACUAACCCAUCAAACCCAUCAACCAACACACCAAACCUAUCAAUUACCCCAUUAUUAUGGUACGCAAACGGAGUUUAAAAGCUCAAGAACGCGAUAUUCUAAUACUUGAAGCAGUAGCUGGAGUAAAAUCUGGUUUAUAUAAAACUGCAAAUGCUGCUGCAAAGGCCUUACAUCUAAGGCCUGAUACAGUUGUUAGCCGCAUUAAAGGGCGACAUACCUCACAUAAAGAAGCACAUUUAAAACAUCAAUUACUCUCCCAAACCCAAGAAAAGACCCUUUUAAAAUGGAUCAAAAAUCUUACUGCAAGUGGUUAUGCUCCUAGCCAUCGCAUAUUACGUGAGGUUGCAGAGGAAGUCCGGUCAAACAAGUGUCGGGUCUUCCAAACCCAGACCCCAUCAAACCAACCGGCUCAGCAGCAGUCCCGACCAACUCAGCAGUCCCGACCGACUCAGCAGUCCCGACCAACUCAGCAGACCCGACCAACUCAACAGACACAAACUCAACAACCACAACUCCAACUACCUAAGUUACCACUUGGGCAAGAUUGGGUGCCACGGUUCAUUCAGAGGCAUCCUAACUUACGUGUUAAGCUAGGAAGAAGGGUUGAGGCACAAAGGAUGAAUGGGGUCACAAAGCAGGUGUUGAAGGGGUGGUUUGACGCGUACAAGAGCCUCACAACAGAGCAAAAAAUCGAAAACUACAACACCUACAACAUGGAUGAGACUGGAUUUUCAAUUGGAACAAUGCAAUCUACACGAAUUAUAGUCGAUUCUACACUUAGGACACAUUUUCAGGCACAUCCAGGAAGGCAGGAAUGGGUCUCUGCUGUUGAGUGCAUCUGCAUGGAUGGAACAACCACCGACCCCCUCAUUAUCUUCAAGGGACAGAAUGUACUACAGAGCUGGAUUCCAAAGGAUGUUAUAAGCAAAUGGCACUUCUCUGCAAAUACAAAAAGGAUGGACAAGCAAUCUUCAUGGAUAUGAGUGGCUAAAACGCGUUUUUGAGCCUUCUACAAGAGCAAAAGCAACACUUCCAAAUGGACAACUACAACAAAGGCUCCUUAUUUGUGAUGGCCAUGACAGCCAUAUAAGUGGGAGCUUCAUAUCACACUGCAUACAGAAUCGCAUAUCGCUCCUUAUACUACCUCCACAUACCUCACAUAUACUCCAACCACUUGAUGUUGCAAUUUUUGGACCUUUGAAAAGACACCUCACAACAGCCCUCUCACACCUUAAUGAGGCGCAGCUCCUACGCAUACAGAAAGCAGAAUGGAUGGAUGCAUACAUACAAGCAAGAGCAGCUGCAUUUUCAAAUUCAAAUAUAACUUCUGCUUGGAGAGGGAGUGGGUUACAGCCAUUCCGGCCACAGACAGUCAUACGCGCAGCUACACUUCCUACAACAGAUGCACCCUUAGAACGGCCAAGGACUCCAACAGAGCAUGAUAUUUUUGAGAAAGUAUUUUUGAAUAGCAGUCCUCCUCAUUUUCAGACACUUCACAAAGCAAAUACAGUUCUCUCUUCUACAAUAAGUCGUGGUGGUGUUUUGAACACUCCUACAAAGCGAUAUAUUCAUAAGUUAGCAGAUGAGACAGAGCGGCUCAAUACAUGCCACAUACUACAACAAAGGGAGACAGAUAACUUGCGCUCAAUUAUUCAGAAGCGCAGAGUACAAAAUAAGGGCAAGAGAGCAGUUUUGAAGGGUCAAUUCCACAUCACAACUGAGGAGUUGCAGUCGCAAGUAGCAGAAGCAGAAGCAGCAACAACAGCUACAUCACAAAAGUCGAAAAUAUCAACAACUCCACAAGUUACAACAUCUAUAAUUGAUCUAAUUGAUGAUGGGAGUGAGGAGGAGCUAUUUGACAGUGAUAUAGAUGAAUUAGCAUGGUAAUGGUAGAACUAUUUUCAAUUAUUUUGAAGCUGCUCAUAUUUUGAAGGGGUGGCUUACCCCACCAUCCCGGUAUGGCCAUGGCCCCGGUAUGGCCACGACCUACGUUACAGCCGUUCCAGCCACAAACAGUCAUUCGCGCAGCUACGCUUCCUACUACAGACGUUGUAGUAGAACGGCCAAGGACACCUACAGAGCAUGACAUUUUUGAGA
Messenger RNA from Pseudogymnoascus destructans, 2193 nucleotides. RefSeq lists its product as uncharacterized. The transcript has 2 exons. Lineage: Eukaryota; Fungi; Ascomycota; Leotiomycetes; Thelebolales; Thelebolaceae. Bases 153 to 1079 code for a protein of 308 amino acids. The record is from RefSeq and is a predicted model, not a curated record.